Molecule: messenger RNA, 1841 nt
Organism: Quercus lobata
Lineage: Eukaryota; Viridiplantae; Streptophyta; Magnoliopsida; Fagales; Fagaceae
Product: GTP-binding family protein
Exons: 8
Coding region: 173-1477 (434 amino acids)
Biological process (GO): ribosomal small subunit assembly
Molecular function (GO): rRNA binding; ribosomal small subunit binding; GTP binding
Source: RefSeq, a predicted model, not a curated record
GCCCUUACAUCAAAACCCCUAAAACCCACGUUUCUCUACUCCAUCACUCUGCAACACAACACAUUUCUCCGCAAAAACCCACCUUCAUACACUUUCAACCAAAACCCAUCUCUCUCUCUCUCUCUCUCUCUCUCUCUCUCUCUCUCUAUGUUUUUUGUAUAGGAGCUGAGACAUGAAAGCUUUGAGAGCUCUAAGAACCAUCACAACAACCCUUUCUCCAAAACCCCACAAAACCCCUCUCAACCCAACCUUCCUUCACCACUUCUACUCAGCACAGCCUCAAGAAGAAGACCCAUCACACAACCUCAACUCCUCAGACUCUGAAAAUGGCUCUGACUCAGUCUUUGACAGUACCCAUUACACAAUACCAGGUCUUGGUUCUGAAACCAAUGCUCAAGCCCCUCAGCAACCCACUUGGGAUGAGAAAUACAGAGAAAAAGCUGAUGGCUUGAUCUUUGGGAAAGAUACCCAGAAGAGGAAAUUGAAGAUUUUGGAGGAAGAGGAAGAGAGGAGGAGGAGAGUGCUUGCUAAAGCUCUGCUCGAGGCAGCGUUGGAGGCGGCCGACGAUGAGGAUGAGGAGGAGGAGGAGGAGGUGGUGGUGAAGGAGGAGGACCAGAAGUCAUUGUCUGUUGGGAUAAUUGGUGCCCCAAAUGCUGGCAAGUCUGCACUCACUAAUUACAUGGUUGGGACAAAGGUUGCUGCUGUUUCUCGGAAGACCAACACUACAACUCAUGAAGUGUUAGGAGUGAUGACAAAAGAAAAUACCCAAAUUUGUUUCUUUGAUACCCCAGGACUCAUGUUAGAUAAAAGUGGAUAUAUUCACAAAGAUAUGAAGGUUCGUGUGGAAAGUGCUUGGAGUUCUGUCAACCUCUAUGAUGUGCUCAUUGUUAUUUUUGACGUUGAUAGGCAUCUUACCAGGCCCGAUCAAAGGGUGAUAAAAUUGAUUCAACAUAUGGGAUCACAACCACACCCAAAACAAAAACGCAUCUUAUGUAUUAAUAAGGUUGAUUUAGUUAAAAAAAAGAAAGAUCUGCUAAAGGCGGCUAAGCAAUUUGAAGAUCUUCCUGGAUUUGAAAGGUAUUUCAUGAUCUCAGGACUGAAGGGCUAUGGAGUAAAAGAUCUUACUCAAUAUUUGAUGGAGCAGGCAGUUAAAAGACCGUGGGAUGAAGAUCCAUUUAUCUUAAGUGAAGAAGUUAUGAAGAACAUAUCAUUAGAAGUUGUCCGUGAAAGGCUGUUGGACCAUGUUCAUCAGGAAAUUCCGUAUCAAAUUGAACAUCGUUUAAUGGACUGGAAGGAAUUACGUGAUGGUUCUCUAAGGAUUGAGCAGCACUUAAUUACCCACAAGCUAAGCCAGCGUAAGAUUCUUGUGGGAAAGAAUGGCUCUAAAAUAGGGAGAAUAGGCAUUGAAGCUAAUGAAGAGCUAAGGUCCAUCUUCAAGAGGGAAGUGCAUCUCAUCCUUCAGGUUAGACUAAAAUGAUGUGUUCAACAAGUUUUAUCGAAUAUCAGGAAUUGCACUCCCCAGCACCAUCUGGAAUUGUAUAUAGAAAGGCUUGUCAAUUGCACUUGCACGGGAAUCUUCCCAGGGACUUAACCUUACAAAGGCAAUGUGGAGCUGAGCUUCAAAGUGGCAAGUGAUUCAUCAGAUGUUAGGGGACUGGGGCUCAGGAGACUCCGUCUUUGCCAAGGAGAUUUCCCAUUAUUCCGCUUUUAGUUUGCUAAUCUUGCAAAAUUUUGAGAAAAUAUAUGUUUUCUACUCUUUUUGGUAUGAAUUCUUUCUUUUGUAUUUAUGUACCAUUGUAUGAAUCCUUAAUAAGGUCUAUUCAAUUAUAAUUUAUACAUCA